AUGGCUCCAGGCGAGAACCAGAGCAGUGGUGUGACCGAGUUCAUCUUGGCAGGUUUCCCGAAUCUCAAUAACACAAAAGCGGAACUGUUUUCUGUCUUCCUUCUUGUCUAUCUGCUGACUCUAACAGGCAACGUGUUGAUUGUUGGGGUGGUAGGAGCUGAUACUCGCCUGCAGACUCCCAUGUACUUCUUUCUGGGUAACCUGUCCUGCCUAGAGAUCUUGCUCACUUCCGUCAUCAUUCCCAAGAUGCUGAGCAAUUUCCUCUCAAGGCAACACACUAUUUCCUUUGCUGCGUGUAUUACUCAAUUCUAUUUCUACUUCUUUCUUGGGGCCUCUGAGUUCCUGCUGUUGGCUGUCAUGUCUGUGGAUCGCUACCUGGCCAUCUGUCGCCCUCUGCACUAUCCCCUGCUCAUGAAUGGCACUGUGUGCUCUCGGGUGGCCUUGGCCUGCUGGAUGGGGGGACUUUUCCCUGUGCUUGGCCCCACAGUGGCUGUGGCCUUACUUCCUUUCUGUGAACAGGAUGGUGUGGUACAGCACUUCUUCUGUGACAGUGGCCCACUGCUCCGCCUGGCAUGCACCAACACCAAGAAACUGGAGGAAACUGACUUUGUCCUGGCCUCUCUUGUCAUUGUGCCCUCACUGAUGAUUACUGCUGUGUCCUAUGGCCACAUAGUUCUGGCUGUCCUGCGCAUCCCUUCUGUUUCAGGUCGUCAGAAGGCCUUCUCUACCUGUACCUCCCACUUGAUGGUAGUGACCCUCUUCUAUGGAAGUGCCAUUUUUCUCUAUGUGCGACCAUCACAGAGUGGCUCUGUGGAUACUAACUGGGCAGCGACCGUGGUAACAUUUGUGACACCACUGCUGAACCCAUUCAUCUAUGCCUUACGCAAUAAGCAAGUCAAGGAAGCUUUGAAGGAUACGUUUAGGAAGGUGGGAGCAAGCCUUUUGGGGGAUCUUCUACUUGCUAAGAGUUUCAAUAGGAAGACAGUGACGUGAAGGGAGUGUUAUAACCAGUCUUGAGUCCAAGUCUUCUCCGUUGUCCCUCUCUUUCCUAUGG
Ailuropoda melanoleuca (giant panda) is the source of this 1054-nucleotide messenger RNA. It is a transcript of the gene OR6S1, whose product is annotated as olfactory receptor family 6 subfamily S member 1. Gene Ontology annotation, biological process: G protein-coupled receptor signaling pathway. The coding region runs from base 1 to 993 and encodes 330 amino acids. Lineage: Eukaryota; Metazoa; Chordata; Mammalia; Carnivora; Ursidae. Gene Ontology annotation, molecular function: G protein-coupled receptor activity; olfactory receptor activity. The transcript has a single exon. The record is from RefSeq and is a predicted model, not a curated record. Gene Ontology annotation, cellular component: membrane.